GGAGGAGGAAGGAUCGUAGAGGCUGAAAAGUCAACAAAGUACAUAUAUUGAUAAAAAAGAACCGUUUUAAAAACCCUGUCGACUCUGCACAACUGGCUUCCAGCGUCUAUCUGUGGAACUAAAGAGCCGGGCGCCGACUUGUUUUCAUUCUCAACCCAAACGACUCCUGUUGUCUCUCCACAAUGCACGAAUGGGAGUUGCCGGAUUACGAGCCCUCACUUCCUGUUUCGGAGAAGUCGAACCCGCUGACGCGGGACAUUGACCGGGCUCCAGCCGACGGCAUUGUGAGGAUGUUGCAGAGCUGCGAUGCCGAGAUGUUCCGCGGAGAGACAGGAAGCACUUACCAGAUGCUCCUGGGUGACGAAAUGGUGAAAAUCAUGAUGGAGUUAGCCGGGAAAGUGGAGCUCAUCCUCAAGGAACCACAGGACAACAUUGUUGUUCUGAGUGGCUGUGGGACCUCAGGCAGACUGGCUUUCCUUGUGGCGUCGAGCUUCAACAGAGCACUCAAAGAGACGCGCCGCACUGAGGUCUACUCAUACAUCAUUGCAGGAGGAGACAGAUCGCUGUUUUCCUCCCAAGAGGCUCCAGAAGACGACCCACAACUGGGCAUGCUCAGUCUGAAAAAGGCGUGUGAGGGGAAGAAGAGAGUCUUGUUCAUCGGUAUCUCCUGUGGAUUGUCGGCUCCAUUUGUGGCAGGACAGUUGGACUUCUGUCUCCAGCACCUGGACGUCUACACUCCUGUUCUGCUUGGUUUUAACCCUGCACAUCAGGCACGGAAUGAACCCAUACCAGGCUGCACAUUCACAUUCCUCAGCGUGGUCCGAAGAAUGCAGGCUCUUGCCAAAAGUGGGAAGUCCUUCCUCAUCAACCCAUCAGUUGGUCCGGAGGCCAUCAGUGGUUCUUCCAGGAUGAAAGGAGGGAGUGCGACUAAGAUGCUGCUGGAGGUCAUCCUGUGUGCCGCUCACGCUGCCGCCUUCUCACGUGCGUCCAUCACACAGCAGGGCGUCCUGCAGCACCUGAGAGCCUAUGAGCAAGCAGUGGAGGUCACAUACUCGCACCGUGACGCCGUCGCCGCUUUGGUGGCAGCAGCUGGGAAGAGUUUGCUGUGUGGGAGACGCGUGUGUUACCUGGGCUGGGGAAGCCUGGCUGUGCUGGCACUCAUUGAUGCCAGUGAGUGUGAGCCUACUUUUGGAGCAGCCUAUGAGGACAUCCAAGCAUUCAGAAGUGGAGGAUUCAGAGGGCUGGACAACAACGAGGGUUCCUUGGCUUGGCAGGGAGUCCAGUUUGGCAUCUCGCAUGAAGAUUUUGUGCGUGGCGUCCUGCCCACGCUUGAUGACCAAGACACAGUCAUUCUCCUCUACUCACAGUCCGAUGACGUGGAGGAGGUGGCUGACGUGGCCCGCACGGUGAGGCAGAAGAUGUCCAACCUCCAUGCGCUUCGCCACCGGGCUGACGGAGACGAUCACACGCCACAGGACGAAAUAAAGGGAUUGUGUGUUUCCACAUUAACAAUUUCCUGGCCAUCGCCUUCUUCAGGAAGUCUUCUGCAUAUGUGGGAGCUGUCCACCAAGCUGCUGCUGAACGCUGUGAGCACGGGGGCGCACGUCUUGAAGGGGAAGACUUACCAGAACCACAUGAUGGACGUGCAGGUCACCAACAGCAAACUUUACCGCCGAGCCACACGCUUGAUCCAGAAACUCUCGUCUCAUCCUGAGCGUCGCUGCCAGGAGGCUCUCCUGAAGGCCAUCUACCAGGUGGACGUGCUGACCGAGGACAUGACGGGCGGGCAGGUGAGCGCCCACACAGCUGCUGGAAGGCAAAGAAAAAAGGUGGUGCCUCUGGCCUUGCUCUCUCUGCUGACUGGGUUCUCGCUCAAAGAGGCGGAGUCUUGUCUGGAGCGGCAGCCAAUCAUACGGGACGCCGUAGGAGCCGCCAUGGCCGAGACACUCGUUUAGUUACGUAGCUCGUAAAAGUGAUUUUAGUUGUUUUUUACGCUUACAGUUUGUCAUCUUGAAGGCCUACUGAAAUGAGAUUUUCUUAUUUAAACGGGGAUUUCAGAUCCAUUCUAUGUGUCAUAUUUGAUCAUUUCGCGAUAUUGCCGUAUUUUUGCUGAAAGGAUUUAGUAGAGAACAUCGACGAUAAAGUUUGCAACUUUUGGUCGCUAAUAAAAAAGCCUUGCCUGUACCAGAAGUAGCAGACGAUGUGCGCGUGACGUCACGGGUUGUGGAGCUCCUCACAUCCUCACAUUGUUUAUAAUCAUGGCCACCAGCAGCUAGAGCGAUUAAGACCAAGAAAGCGACAAUUUCCCCAUUAAUUUGAGCGAGCAUGAAAUAUUUGUGGAUGAGGAUAUUGAGAGUGAAGGACUAAG
Molecule: messenger RNA, 2368 nt
Organism: Nerophis ophidion (straightnose pipefish)
Lineage: Eukaryota; Metazoa; Chordata; Actinopteri; Syngnathiformes; Syngnathidae
Gene: gckr
Product: glucokinase (hexokinase 4) regulator
Exons: 20
Coding region: 183-1955 (590 amino acids)
Biological process (GO): negative regulation of glucokinase activity; glucose homeostasis; carbohydrate derivative metabolic process
Cellular component (GO): cytosol; nucleoplasm; mitochondrion
Molecular function (GO): enzyme binding; enzyme inhibitor activity; carbohydrate binding
Source: RefSeq, a predicted model, not a curated record